AUGGUGAACGAAUCACAAGGACCGUCAAGACCUAAUGCUGGUGUUAUCGCAUCGUCGUCUACCACGCGGAGUAGGAAGAAUGCUAUACCUGAUGAAGAUGCUACAAAGCUUCAAUUUGGAGAAUUCGCCGACGGUGAAGCGUUGACUCUCACCGAAGUGUCAACACUACUCGUCGCAGCUAGAGCCGCUCCAGGUGUCCCUCCUGCCCCAGAUAACAAAGUUUACAAAGCCAGUGUGGGAUACGUUACCGAGUUUCAAAACGCCAGUAUGGAAGUUUCAGAGAGUAUGCGAACCGCUCUUAUGGCUCGACCUGGAUUUCUGAACAAGUUUGAGAUAGCUCAGAUAAUGUACUUGAGACCGGAGAGAGUAGAAGUGGCCAUCGCGUUGAUUCCAAGUCUCGAGAGAUACUCGCAAGGGGAUGAAACAGAAUCCCAGCUUCAGCAAUUACUAGACGAUGUCCGUGGCAUGGCAAGAUACGGUGUUAGACCAUAG
Molecule: messenger RNA, 492 nt
Organism: Kwoniella shivajii
Lineage: Eukaryota; Fungi; Basidiomycota; Tremellomycetes; Tremellales; Cryptococcaceae
Exons: 6
Coding region: 1-492 (163 amino acids)
Biological process (GO): transcription initiation at RNA polymerase II promoter
Cellular component (GO): RNA polymerase II, core complex
Molecular function (GO): nucleotide binding; translation initiation factor binding
Source: RefSeq, a predicted model, not a curated record